AUGGAGUUGGAGGGAGUGGUUGGAGAGAUACCCUCGGUUCACUGCAGAAGUUUUUAUCCGUCUGCGUUUGGAACGCAGUCAAGUCGAUCUCCGUCGACAACAACGGUGUAUUCUAUUCCGGACAGACCAGGCACGCUCAGCCCCCAGUCUCUGAACUCCUUUGCCUCUCUCCCUAAUUCAGCGAAUGUGAGUUCCUCAGUUGCCUUUGGCUGUAAUAUUGGAAAUCGUUGUUAUAGCUACAAAAUCCCCCAAAGCCCUGUGUUUCAGCAAAACAUACUGAAACAAACAGCAAACACGCCUUUGAGUGGACAUACAACAGACAAACCCAUGGACAUGGCUGGUUUCACCAGCAACAGCCUACACUGCAGCGAUGUACAGCGAAGAGUUAAGGAGUUUGGGGUUUAUCAAAGCUAUACGGGUCCGUACUCGCGGAUUCCUGGAUAUAUGGAUGUACCUGUUGUACCUCGGGCGAGAGCCGGAGAUCCCAGACAAGAAGCAGUUUUACCCAUGGAGUGCUAUCAGCCAUGGAGUUGGUCCAGUGCAUGGAAUGGCCAACAAUAUUGCCCAAAAGAUCAAUCGCAGAACUCGUGUAUCUGGAAAUCGCCGCGGACAGAAGAUGUCGCAAGACCUGAUUCCAGCGCUAUCUACAGACGGGGACGGAAGAAAAGAGUUCCUUACACAAAGCUUCAACUAAAGGAACUGGAACGGGAAUACAGCAUCACCAAGUUUAUCACUAAGGAGAAGAGACGGCGGAUAGCUUCAUCCACCAACCUCUCUGAGAAACAAGUGACAAUAUGGUUUCAGAAUCGUCGUGUAAAAGACAAAAAAAUUUUGUCCAAAUCAUCUAAAGAUUUUGAGCCUUACCACUGA
Chanos chanos (milkfish) is the source of this 870-nucleotide messenger RNA. RefSeq names its product homeobox D13a (gene hoxd13a). NCBI's taxonomy places the organism in Eukaryota, Metazoa, Chordata, Actinopteri, Gonorynchiformes, Chanidae. The record is from RefSeq and is a predicted model, not a curated record. Gene Ontology annotation, biological process: regulation of DNA-templated transcription. The transcript has 2 exons. Gene Ontology annotation, molecular function: DNA binding; DNA-binding transcription factor activity, RNA polymerase II-specific. The coding region runs from base 1 to 870 and encodes 289 amino acids.